AUGGCUCUCAAACUCAACAUCGGCCUUCUCGCCGUCUCCCUCUCUCUCGCGCUCGUCCACCUUGAUGGUGCCAGCGCCGGAAUGGCUACCCGCUACUGGGAUUGCUGCAAGCCCAGCGCCUCAUGGAACAACAAAGCUCCCGUCUACGCUCCAGUUGACACCUGCAAGGCGGACGGUGUGACCCUCAUCGACCCUUCGCAGGCCGACCAAGGUCAGAGCGGCUGCAACGGCGGCAACCAGUACAUGUGCAGCUGCAUGCAGCCCUUCAACGAUGAGUCGGACUCUACCCUUGGUCUGGGCUUUGCUGCCUUCAGCGCUGGUAGCGAGUCGGAGACCGACUGUGCGUGCUACUACGCCGAGUUUGCUCACGACGGUCAGGGCAAGCCGAUCAAGCGCAACAAGCUUCUGUUCCAGGUGACCAACACGGGUGGCGACGUUCAGAGCGAGAACAUCGACUUCCAGAUUCCCGGUGGUGGACUGGGCGCCUUCGCCCAGGGCUGUCCUGCUCAGUGGAGCACUCCUGCCUCGCAGUGGGGUCAGACCUACGGCGGUGUCUCAUCCGCCUCGCAGUGCAGCAACUUGCCCCAUGCCCUGCAGGAAGGCUGCCAGUGGCGAUUCUCGCAGUGGGGCGACAACCCGGUGCUCAAGGGCGCACCCAAGCGCGUUCGUUGCCCCAAGAGUCUCAUCGACCGAUCAGGCUGCCAGCGCAAGGACGACAACACGGUCAGCCCUUACUCCGGCCAGGUGGACAGCGGCAACACGGCUGCGCCUGCUCAGUACAAGCGCAACCGAAGUGUCUGCCUGGGUGGCAAGAAGGAAAGCUACGGCGCUCCCGGUACUGGAGGUUCUCAUGUUCAGCCGAUUGGCUACGGUUCUGGAAACGGUGGUGCUGCUGAGGGCUCCAACAACGGCGCUGGACAGGGUGCUGGCGAUAAGCCGGCUCCUGGAGCCAAUAAUGGCGCCGUUUCUCCUAGCUCGAACGGUGGGGGCUCUGCUCCGCAGGGCUACAGCCCAACCAAGCCCUCGGUCCCCAAGGGCCACAAGAAACACCGCGUCUGCCAGUGGGAGUGA
Molecule: messenger RNA, 1071 nt
Organism: Kalmanozyma brasiliensis GHG001
Lineage: Eukaryota; Fungi; Basidiomycota; Ustilaginomycetes; Ustilaginales
Product: Glycoside hydrolase, family 45
Exons: 2
Coding region: 1-1071 (356 amino acids)
Biological process (GO): carbohydrate metabolic process
Molecular function (GO): cellulase activity
Source: RefSeq, a predicted model, not a curated record